Molecule: messenger RNA, 3852 nt
Organism: Gambusia affinis (western mosquitofish)
Lineage: Eukaryota; Metazoa; Chordata; Actinopteri; Cyprinodontiformes; Poeciliidae
Gene: b4galt4
Product: UDP-Gal:betaGlcNAc beta 1,4- galactosyltransferase, polypeptide 4
Exons: 7
Coding region: 353-1393 (346 amino acids)
Biological process (GO): carbohydrate metabolic process
Molecular function (GO): glycosyltransferase activity
Source: RefSeq, a predicted model, not a curated record
UACUGUAAGCGGAAACGCUUGUAUUCGACUUUACACGUUAUUGUUUGUUCUUGAUAGCUGGCGUUUAAAGUUGGUUUUCAUUAAGUUAUAAACGAGUUCCUGUGGUCGGCUUCAGAUCUGGGGACAGAUUUUUUUUUUAUAAACGUUUAUUUUUAAAGCCAUCUGAACGAAAGUUCUUAUUCCUGCAAUUUGCUGACUUUAUAGUCAGGGAGGAUGUUUCAUCAGCAUGGGAUGACUUACCACUGAUUCUGUGACCAACUGUAUUUCUUCAGUAAUGCCCUGUAUGGAAAUCUCCUAAACUGCACAUAGCAGCAUCUACAUUCGCUGCUGCUGUGGUCACAUCGGCAAAAUCAUGAUUAUUUGUACAGCCGUCAAAAAGGUUUCGCGAAGGUGCAAAUAUGCUGUUGUGAUUGGUCUCUUGUUGUCAGUCCUGGCUUGGAAGGCCAGCUUUACUGGGAACACUAACAGGACCAUUGAUGAUAGCGUUGCUACAUCACAAACUCCUGUAAAAGAAGACAAACUGAGGGGUGAACUUAACUCAAGGAUCGCAGAACCCAGUCACUCAAAUAUCUCAGCAGAAAAAGAUGAGUGUCCAGAGAAGUCUCCAUUGCUAGUGGGAGCUUCGAAGCUGACCUUUGAAUCUUCAUUGAACCUCAAGGACGUAGAAAAGGAAAACAAAGUAGUGACUGAAGGAGAGUAUGAGCCCUCAGACUGUAAAGCAAGGCACAGCGUAGCCAUCCUCAUUCCACAUCGUAACCGGGAGAGACACCUCCUCUACCUCCUGCACCACCUGCAUCCCUUUCUGCAGCGGCAGCAGCUACACUACGCCAUCUACGUCAUCCAUCAGGCCGGUGAUGCAACUUUUAACAGAGCCAAGUUACUUAAUAUUGGAUAUUUGGAGGCAAUAAAAGAUUUUAGCUGGGAAUGCUUCAUCUUCCAUGAUGUGGACCUGGUUCCCGAGAAUGAUCACAAUUUAUACAUCUGUGACCAGCAGCCCAAACACCUGGUAGUCGGCCGCAAUGUCACCGGAUACAAACUCCGUUACAAAGGCUACUUUGGUGGAGUCACUGCCAUGACCAAAGACCAGUUUUUUCAAGUAAAUGGUUUCUCAAACAACUACUGGGGGUGGGGUGGAGAAGAUGAUGACCUUAGAGUGAGAGUUGAACAGCGAAAAAUGAAAAUUGUUCGUCCCCCUGCUAGCGUAGCGCGCUAUACCAUGGUGUUUCACAAACGAGACUCUGGAAAUCAGGUUAACAAAAACAGGAUGAGGUUAUUAGGACAAACGGCAAAGAUGUGGAGAGUUGAUGGACUCAACAGCUGCGUAUAUGACACUUUAUCAGUCGGGAGGUAUCCUCUCUAUGUGAAUAUCACAGUUAACAUUGGUCAGCCUUAGAGCUGAGGACUCUGAAAGAAAACAAGUCCUUAUCCUGACAACAUUUUCAGUUCAGGCCACAUCAAGAUCCUGAAUUUCCUCAAAGGGCAGAAUUUAUAAAUAAAACGACCUAUUAACAAAACAGUUUAAAUAUUAAUGUGGCCUGACAUGAUGCCAAGGCACAUUGCGACCGCCAAUUGGUCAGUUGCUGACAAGCCCACUGGAUGUAGGGUAAUGUCAGUACUUCUUAAAACUAAUUCAUAUUCAACAAUUCUUCACAUUGAUGUACUUUGGCACUAAAAACUAAUUUGGUUUGACUGGUAAAAUAAUAUUCAAGCACACAACCAGUAUCUUGAAGUUGUACUCAUGUCACCCUAUAGAGACAUGAGAGCCACAUAAACAGAUGUGACGGGCCAGAUUUGGCUCCCGGGCCUUGAGUUUGACACACAUUAUUUUCUAUGAGGUCGAGACCACUGUGUGCUGAAAGGUUAUUAGAUAACUGACAAACUAAAUUCUCUUUGGUGAGAUGAUAUUCCAGAUAUUUAGCACAGUUUUGCAUAUCCAUGUUUUAUUUCUUUAUGUUGUUAGGAAUGCAAUCUUCAUUCAUUGAAUUGUUAACUUCAGCUGUCAUUCCAGUAGUUUUUAAAUAUUUUUUCUAUACCAUUGUUACCUGUCAGACACUGAUUAAUUCACUCUUAUGCCUUAUUAUUUGCCUGUCUCUCCACCACUUCAUACUGGCUAGGUCCUUGUUUUGGCACCAGAGAAGCAACGAUUGGUUGUUGUAUGACUUAAAGUCAUAAUGUGUUGAUCUUGUAAUGUGAUGCUGAACAGGAUGCAGGAUGCAACCCAGGAUGCAGGUUUUCUUAGAGAGAGAGAGAUUACAUAGUGAGGCCAGCAGAGGUACACAUUGCCUAACAAUGUCUUAACAAGGAGGAAUUUAUACUAUUAGUUUUUUGCACAUGAAGUACCUCAAAUGUAAGCGGAUCGUUUGCAGUGCUAAGCAAAGGUAACAAUACCCUUGAAGGCUCUGUGUUGGGAAAGCUUUUCAAUUCCAGACUGAUCACAUCAUACCUCCAGCAGAAUCAGUUUAUGUUGCUGAUGUGUCACUAUUUAGUCUUAUUGGAAAUAGUAGCUACAGGUCUAAGAAAACCCAUUAGGUUGUUCAGAGCCCAUCCAACUGAUGAAGAUCUGACUGUGAUCACUUUGGUUACAGAUAAAGGAUUCAGAUUUGUAUCAGUUUGACAGCAAAUGACAAACAAAACCUCUUUUUCCUAGAUGGAAAAAAUAAACAUAUGUUACAAAUACAGUAAUAUCAGUAAUGGUUAGUAUGAAGUCAGAAAUGCGGUUGGAGAUGGUAGGAUUGGUUUUAAGUGGUGGAUUUGUUCCUUUUUAAAGGUAGUCUCAUACUGACACUGAUGUUUUUUACUUUGAAAUUUUGUCUUAUACUGGUAUAAAUAAAAGUUACAAUGACAUUGUAAGUUUUAUCACUCCAAGGUCAUUUCUAGUUAUAUUUAUACUUCUCUUGCAAUAAUAUAAAAAAAUCUGCUUUAGUAACUUAAGUGAUGAUUACAAUCAUAGGAAGUUUCUAUAAGAAGGUAGUUUAAUGAGCCAAAAUUAUUUUCUUUGUGAAACUAUUAUUUUCUUUGUUAAUAAACUAUUAUUUUCUUUGUUAAUAAACUAUUAUUUUCUUUGUAAUUUUAAAGCCUUAUAUACUUUGUUUCAUGUGGGACUUAAUAAUAGGUGAUGGAUUGCAUACCAAUUUGUAACUUUUAAAGAAAAUCAACAUUAUAAAACAUUGCUGAGGGAAAAUCUGCAUAUUUGCUUCUAUUGUAGCAUGUUUCUGACAUAUGUCAAAUUAUUUGAGUGAUUUUUUUAUUAUUAUUUUUAUAUCAUUUUAGAACAUGGGUGCUUUCAAAUUCUUUUUUCGAAACUGAAAGUUGUGCCCAUGCUAGCACUGUUACUGCUAACAGGUCACUCCUCGUAUGUUUUUGUGUCAGAAUCGCCAAAGGUUGCUUCUCAUUAAGGAAGCAUUUAUGUAUGAGAAACAAUUUUGCACACUUCAUAAAUUGGCAGUAUGCUGUAGUACUAGUAGUUUAGAACAUAUUUUAAACACUAAAUGUGUUUGGGUUUUUUUUACAUUUUUUUUCGGGCGGUAGAAUGAAUGUGUAGACCGGUAAAGAAAACCAUUUAGUUUUAAAACAACUUAGGUGACAUUUUAAAGUUUAAAACAAUGUUAUUUGAACUCUCAAAGAAUGUCUCUUGACCAAUUUUAUUUUCAAAGCUUUUUUUGGGUGGAUGUGUCAAAAGUGAGAUUGUUUUGUUGAGCCUAUUUUUUGUAUCUUUAGGUUUUUACAAGCGUAUAAUAAAAAUAGUUUCUCUAAUUGAUUCUACGGAUGUUUUCUGUUGUUGGUGCUUUAUUAAAGAGUUCUAAAACAGGUUUGCACAGUUCACCCCUUACUUAAUAUUCAAUAAAGAGGUGU